CUUCUGGCAUUUAUCAUUCAUUGUUCUAUUCUUUUGUGAUAUCAUGGACGUAUGCUGAUAUACACUUGGUUACUUGUAUUCUCUGUCUAACAUAUCUGAAAAGAUAAUAAUAAUAAGUUGGUUUGUUCAACGGACAUAUUUAUUUAUAUAUACAUUCAUCAAUAUAACAUUUAUUUAAAAUAAUAUCACGAAUUCUCAAAUGAUUGAUAUGACCGAAACAACAACUAUGAAAACAACUACUACCAAUUAUACUAAUCCUAUUGAACCAACUGUAAUCAAUACUACUGAUAAUAAUAGUAACAAUAAUACUGAUAUUUCUUUUCAGCAUUCUAGAAACAUUAUUAAUGAAAAAACUGAUGAUGAUAAUAUUAAGGCUGAUAACGUCGAUAAUGAUGAUGAAGAUCGUAAUGAUGAUCAGAGUAAAACUGUAAUUCAUAUACUACGAUGUAAACAUUGUAAUUUCGAAUCAAUAUUACGUUCACGUUUCGAUAGACAUUUACCAUGUUCACAACAAAUGGACACUUAUCAAUUAUAUACAUGUUCAAUAUGCUUUACCAGUUCAACAUCAAAAUUAAUUAUGGAUGAACAUAGAAGAGUGCAUCAUUUGAAUACCAGUAAAAAUAUAAUCAUUGAAACCAUUGAACCAUUUAUAAAAGACAAUAUAGAUAAUCAAACUACAUCAAAUGUAUCUAUUCAAAAUCCUUCUAGUAAAUUAUCCAUAUUGAAUAAUGAUUUACAGAAUACUUCAAUGACUUCAUCAACAAUUAAUCAUUUUUCUCCAACCAUAACAUUAUCACAUAAUGAUAAUAAAGUAUUAAAUUAUUCUAAUCUAAUGAAUAUUGUACAAAAUCAAUCAUUUAAUCCAAUCAAAUGUUUUUAUAAUAAUAUAGAACAAAUAUAUGAAAGUAAACAACAACAACAACAUCAGCAAUCACCAUCAUCUCAACAUUCACAUUCUCAUUAUCAACAAGAUGAUCAGAAAGUAUCACAAAUUAUUGAUUUCACACCAUUUGUAGAUCCAAAACAUUAUGAUACAAAUUUAUUAGAUUUCAAUCAGAUUAAUAAUUAUAAUCAUAAUCCUUUUGGUAAUGAUACAAUUCUAUCAGGCUUGCACUUAACAUCAUCAUCAUCACCAUCAUCAUCAUCAUUAUCAUCAUUACAACAAACACCAGUGAAUUGCAUCACAGGGAUUAAUUCAACAAGUCAAUGGAUGUUUUCACAUAAUCAUUCAUUAAUACAAUGUUUUAUUUGUCGUCAGCCUAUAAUAAAUACCAGUGGAAAUGAUGAUGGGAUUGGUAGUGGUAAUAGUGUAAUUGAAAAUCUUGUCAAACAUUUAACAAUUACACAUAUGUUACCAUUACCAAUUGUUAUGAAUUAUGUAAUAGCAUAUAUGACUGAGAAAUUCACUGAAUAUAACCCAAUUGAUAUAAGAAAUAAUAAAGUUAAUAAUAAUGAUAAUUCUAUUAUUGAGUCUAUAACAACAUCACAUACUACUGUCAAUACAAAUGAUACUACUGUUACUAAUAAAAAUAGUCUAAAUACACAAAAGUUUGUAAAUAAAUUAAAUAUUGAUCCAUCAUGGAAUAAUGUUUAUAGUAGUGAGAAUGAUUUACCUUUUAAUAUACCGAAUGUCUUGUACAAAGAUUGUAAAUUAAAUCAAUGUGAAGCUGAGAAUUUGGAAAAUUUCUCUUUAAAAGUUCCAUUACAUAUAAAACCACCACCGCCACCACAAUCACAACCACUUCCAUUGACAUCAGUCAUACAACCAUCAUCGGGCACUGGAUAUGAUCUUCACGAACAUGUUAACAAAAAUUGUUGGAUAUGUCCACAAUGUAAUAUACAGUUUAAUAAUUUUCAACAAUUUCAUUUACAUUUUACACAAAAUCAUAAUUCAUUAUUAUCAGAUCCGAAUUUGUUCAAUUUCACUGAAGGCAAUUUAUUCAAUAAUAAUAAUAGUAGUAGUAGUAAUAAUAAUAAUAAUAGUAACAGUUCAAAUUCAUUAUUAUCACCACAAAUGUUAUUGUCAGCGAUUCAACCGAAAUCGAUUAACACAGCAAUGAUCAAUCGUUCAUUGGCUACUGGAAAUAAUAAUAGUACCGAAAAUAUAUCCCUGAUGCCUGUAAUUAAUGAGGUAUUGAAUGAUUGUAGUGAUUGGUUAAGAAAUUAUAAUCAAACUCAUAAAAAUACAAAUGAAUUCAAUUUAUUAACUAAUACAUCUAUGGUUCAAACAAAUUUCGCAGCAUUGGCAGCCGCUACAGUAGCUGCAUAUGGAUGUUUGCCUGGAUCAAAAAAAUAUGAACAAUUACAUAAUACAACAUCAAUGAAUGAGUUUGAUUCGAAUCUCUUCGGUUUAUCGACUUCAUCAACUGAAAUGAUGAAUACUAUUAGUUCACCUAUUGAAAUAUUAAACAGUACUUCUACGAUUACUACAUCUACCCCUUGUAAUCUUAGUACUACUAGUAGCAUCAACAGUAGCAUUUGUAGUAGUAUUAGUAGUAGUACUGAUAUGACUAUGAGAAACAUUCGAAGUCAAAUGAAUAUAACCGAACAGAAGAGAAGAUUGAAUGAAUCCCUACAUGCAUGUAAACCAUAUUUGUCCGAAGCGAAACGCACAAAAUGUGAAGAGAAUGAAAACCAUAAUAUUGAAGUAAUUGGAUUGACUAGUCAAAAACAAGAUGAAAAUAAUAACAAUUUUUGGAAACUACUCAAUUUAUUUCCACAUUUCCCAAUGUUAUGGCCUCCUUCCUCAGUUUCUAGUUUUGGUCCUAUUUCCUCCUCAUCAUCAUCAUCAUCAUCGUUAUUAAAAUCUUCGUAUAAUGAAUUAAACAAUAACGAGUUAUGGCAAAAGUAUGCUAAGCAUACAAUUCAGUUAUUAGAGAAAAAUCAAACAUUAUUUAAUAAUAAUAAUAAUAUUACCACUAAUACUACUACUAAUGAUAAUGGCAAUAAUAAUAAUACUCCUUUUACUAAUCGAAUACCAGAGAUCAAUGACAUGAAUGGUUCAUCAACAAGAAACAAGUUAAAAUUAAACAUUGAACAUUUCAACAGUCAUAGCAACAAUCGAAUAGUUACAUCAUCACCACAGAUUGAAUUAACUAUAUCAAAUAAUAAUGAUAAUAAUACAAGUAUUAAUCUUUCUACAACUAUUACCAAUACUAAUAAUAUAACAACAAUCAAUAAAAAUGAUAAUCAUUGGAAUGUUAAUACUAUACCAGUUUGUUCAACUUUCUAUCAUACUCCACAAACAUGUUCAUUUGAAUAUAAUAAUAAUAAUAAUAAAUUAAACAAUGAACAAGAAACUAUUGACAAGUUAACUCCAUUGGAAUCGGAAAAUCUUAUUCAUCAUUCAAAUGAUCAUAUUGAUCAUAGUCCAAUUCAACAUCAUGCAAAUAAUACAAUGAAUUGUAAUGUUAAUAAUAGUACAUGUAGUAGUGUGUCGAAUGAAUUAUAUGAUCAAAAUUUACCAUGUACUACACCGGAACAACAACAACAACAAGCACAUUCAACUACUAAUACUACUACUACUACUUCUACUAGUAGUACAAUACAUAUUAAUGGUGCUGUACAUAAUACAUUGAGAAAAACACGUUCUGAUAUGAAAGUAAUACAUAGAUAUUUAAUACAAAUUAAACAUGAUACACGAGAAAUUCAUCAAAUACCUUGUCAUGAAUUAGACAGUUAUAUACAAGACUUUGUACUUACCGCGAAAAAGAAAGAUGGACACGAAUAUGAACCGGAAUCAUUGAAAGCAUUUGUACAUUCACUGGAAAGACAUUUAAAACAUCAUGGCUAUUCACAUUCAGUGCUUAAAGGUAAUGCAUUCGCUGGAACACGAUCUGUGUUGAAUCAACGUUUAAAUGAAUUACGUGCACUCAGUCGAUCUGGUGUAUCAACUAAUGGUGCAUAUGCCUAUUCAUCAAAUGGUGCCAAUAAUCAUAAUAACAGUAAUAAACGUGUAUCGGGAGUUGGCAAUGAUUCAACAUCAGAGAACAGACCAAUUAAUUAUACAAGAAAGCAUAAUUCUAAUCCAAAUGGAUUAUCUUCAGCUGAACUACUUCAAGCUCGUAUACUUGGUACAGAUAAUCCUCAGGCAAUACUGAAUAGUUUAUGGCUUAUGAACAGAACUCAAUUCAAUAUUGGCGGUACACAAAGACACCGAAAUUUAGUUUGGGGUCAAUUUCAACUGAUCACUGAUGAUAAUGGAAUUAAAGCAAUUAAAUUCACUCCAUUGUUUGAAUCUGCUGAAGUACGUUAUUGUCGUGGUUAUGGUGGAACACGUGGUGGUGCUGCAAAUCAUGAUCCAUUAGCAAAAACACAACCACUUAGUUGUACUGGUAGUGCUAAACGUCAACCUCUUCCAUUCAAUUGUGUUGAAUUAUUUGAAAUAUAUGCUAAUUUACGACCAUUAGAAGCUCGUGGUGUUUCUGAGCCAUUCUAUCUAUGUCCAGAUAUUAAUUGGGAUCAAAAUAAUCAAAAUGGAAUUUGUAAUAGUUGGUUUAAAACAAAUGCAGCUGGAUCACAAUUAUUAUCACGUAUACCACGUUCACUUGGUUUGAAACCUUCUAAAGAGCCAAUUUCAAUAUCUGGUAUAAAUUCAUCUAAUAUACACAAAUUACAAACAUCGAAUUCAUUGAUUCCUAAUGAAAUAAAAGAUUCUGAUAGAUUAUUUACAGAUCAUUGUAAUCAAAUCUUGUCAAAUUUAUCAAAUUAUCGAGAUAUUUAUCAGAUACAAUCACAAAAUAACACUAUCACUAAUGAUCAUCAUCAUAAUAAUAAUAGUCAUAGCAACAAUUAUUAUUUCAAUAAUCUUAGUCGUUCAAUAUCCAAUAACAAUUUAAUUUCACAGAAUUUAUUUAAUUUUUUCCCCUUUCUAUUUCCACCAACACCAUCAUCAUCAGCAGCAGCAGCUACCAUAACAACAACAACAACGGCAACAACCUUAGCAUCAUCGGUGGAUGAGCAAAGCUUAACUUGUCAUUCAUUAUUGAAUGCAUCAAUUCCAUUACCUAGUAUUCUGCAAAAUUUAAAUUCUAGUUUAUUUCAACAAACGUUUAAGGAGAAUGUCUCAACGAUUCGUGAAGAGUAUAAUAAUAGUAAUAUUGAUAAUAACAAUAGUAAUAAUAAUAAUAAUAACAAUAAUAAUAAUAGUGAUAAUUUUCCAUUUUCACAUGAACAGUUUGAAGAAGAACAGUGUGGACACAAUUCGACUCGGAAUAAAAUUUCUUCACCAACAACUGGAGAUGAAGAUGAUGAUAGUAGAGGAGAAGGAGGACAAAUCGAUGUAAAUGAAGGAGAUGAACUAGAAGUAGACGAUGAGGAAACGCAAAAUAUUAAAAUAAUUAAUUCAAAUUGUUUUUCUCCAACAUUAGAAACUGAACCAGAAAUUGAAAAUUUAUCAACAUUAGAUGAUAAUUCAUCGAAAUUACUCACAAAAUUAUCUUCAACAAUUAGAAAUGAUCUACUCCAUUCUCCUGAUAGAAAUGAACAAUAUGAAUCUGUUGUAAAUAGUUCACAUCAUUCAAAAUCAUUAUCUUCAUCCUCGUGUUUAUCUUCAUCAUCUCCUUCUUCUGCUUCUUCAUGUUCAUCUUCAGCAGACAUUGGAACAUUUAAUCGAAAAACCCAUCAUCACCGUCAUCAUCAUCGUCAUCCUCACCACCCCAACCAUCAAAGUCAUAGUCAACGAUUUGAAAUAAAAUCAACUCGUCCAUCAUAUCAACAGGUAGAUGAUUUCAACUGUAGACUAACAGAUAAUUACAACAAAGAGCACUGGUCAUCAUCGGAGUCAUCAUCAUCAUCAUCACCAUCACCUCGUUUAACAACACCUUUAUCGACAACAGUAACUAAUACAACUAUAUCAAUUGCAUCAUCAUUAUUAUCAACAACACCUUCAUCAACACCAUUAAUCAAAAGUACAACAUCAAUAUUAGCUCGAUUCAACAAAAUUGCAUAAUUGAAUACAAUAUAAACUUGAAUAUAGAAGUUUUUUUUAAUAACAACAUUGUGUAUUACUCUUCAUUUCACUUGUCAAAGUAAAAUUUCAAUUUUACAAAACAAAACAAAUCUGUUUACUGUAAAUGAAUCAAUGGAUUAUUUGAGUUUAUAAUGUGUUAUUAUUAUUAGUAGUAGUAUAAGACAGAUUGAAAAUAAUUAGGAAUUUCAUGUGUUUUCUUUUUUCUCUCUCUCUCUCUCAUUUACUUCCUUUUAUAUUUGUACAUACAAAAAUCAUCACUCGCACACACACACACACAGACCCAUGUAUCUCACUUUCUUUUACUUCAAACGAUAGGUAAUCCAUUUACUAUCUAUCUAUUAUGACAAUAUGUAUUAGUAUUCAUGAUAUAUUUGUGAUGAUUUUUAACAAUAAUUCAUUAUAAGAGAGUAGAAUGAAAGGGAAACGCACACAAUUUCUUUUUUGUUUUGCACACUUUUACAAUUUUCAUAAGUAUCAAUAUCAAGCAUAUUCUAUUUAAGUAGUAUCUUCAUUAUAAAAGUUAAAAUUAUUAUAAUGAAUACAAGUAUUAGUAUUAAAUAGACUUUUAUUGUUACAUUAUUGAUUAGUAUUACUAUUAAUAGACUUUCUCGAACUACUGCUUACCCUCCCCCCCUCAAGUGGGCAAAAAAUACAUGAUACUACUUUUAUGAUUAUUAAAAUGCAUGUACAAUUGUAUACUUUCUACCCCUAAUUAACUUUUCCUCCCUCUUCACAACCCCCUCCCCCUCAAAAAAGACCCUGUUUUCUUCAUCUUAUUGGAAUAAAUUGUUUAACAGUUAGUAAUACUAUUACUAC
Molecule: messenger RNA, 6787 nt
Organism: Schistosoma bovis
Lineage: Eukaryota; Metazoa; Platyhelminthes; Trematoda; Strigeidida; Schistosomatidae
Source: the annotation of a GenBank genome assembly